Molecule: messenger RNA, 2373 nt
Organism: Effrenium voratum
Lineage: Eukaryota; Dinophyceae; Suessiales; Symbiodiniaceae
Source: the annotation of a GenBank genome assembly
CUCAACGAGAAGGCGGCCAAGGCGAACGCGGGCAAGGCGGCGGUCAACGAGGGCAAGGCGGCGGUCAACGCGGGCAAGGCGGCAAAGGUCAACGAGGGCAAGGCGGCGAAGGUCAGCGAGGGCAAGGCGGCGAAGGUCAACGAGGGCACGGCGGCAAAGGUCGACGAGAGUGCGACGGUCAACGAGAAGGCGGCCAAGGCGAGCGAGAACAAGGCGGCGGUCAACGAGGGCAGGGCGGCGGUCAACGCGGGCAAGGCGGCGAAGGUCAACGAGGGCAAGGCGGCGAAGGUCAACGAGGGCAAGGCGGCCAAGGCGAACGCGGGCAAGGCGGCAAAGGUCAACGAGGGCAAGGUUGACGAGAGUGCGACGGUCAACGAGAAGGCGGCCAAGGCGAACGAGAACAAGGCGGCGAAGGCUGGCCAGCCGGCUAGCGCGACGGCGGCUGUGGGCAACGUGGCCAACGAGAGCAAGGCGGCGAAGGUGAACGAGGGCAAGGAGAAGGCCAGCCAGCCGGCGGCGGGCAACGAGCUCAACUCGUGGGAGAACAUCGAGGAGCUGAUGCACGUUUUUGACUUAACCAUGAGGAUGCCGAGGCAGCCUUGAUGUCAGUUUUGGGUCCUCCUCCCACCAGCUACUUGCAGUCCCGCCCGGCCUCUUUUUCUCCUCCUACGGAGGCAAAUGACAAGUCCGUCAACAACGCCAAAGAGCUCGGCAAGAUCAUGGAGGUCAACACUCUUGCAGCUGAGUCCGAGAGCGCCGCCAGCAAAACGGCCUCCAACCCUGGCAAGCGUGCCAACGAUGAGGCAUCCGUUCCGAACAAGAAGCUCUGCAAGGCCCUGACGGAUAAGUCCCCAACGGCGCUUGCUGAGCCACCUGCGCUGGACCGCCUUGGGUCAUGCACGACGCUACUACUGGGGCAGGACGAGGUUGAGAAGCAGAACGGUGGAACCACGGCUUCUGGCAGGAAGGCGGCUGAGACGUCUCCAGUCUCCUCGCUUGGGCCAAGUGCUUCUGCGGUUGUCGAGGGCGACCCCAUCCAACAAAUCGUUCGCAUCCUGAACAACGUCUUGGCCGCCAGCAACCAGAGUGUGGUUCUCACACCGUUGGCCGACGCUACGAAAACGGACGAGCAAGACGAGCCCAGCAUGCCCAGCCAGCCGGAAGCGUCAAAGUCCGACAAGGUGUGGGCUGGCUGGGACAAGUUCAAGGUUGGAAAGCGUGCGGAGCCAGUGAACCCAAAGUCCCUGGACUACGACGCAAGUGAUGAUGCCUCUGAUCAGCUUGGGGGCGAUGAUCAAUCCAAGCCAACAGUCCCUAUCCUCAAAAUCAACACGUCCACUCACAAACGUGAGUGGAUGUCGUUGAUGCGGAGGAUGGAGUCCGGCUCGUACUCGGCCAGCUGCCCCCACAUGGCGAAGAUGUGGUCGGGGUCGCAGAAGGAUCGCAACGAGUUGCUCAAGCAGUGGGUCACUUCGGGUGAGGUCAUGCAGAAGGUUGAAGCUUCCUUGGUCAUCAAGAGGAAGCAAGAGUCCCAAGUUGCUGCCAGCAAGAAGCUGAUGACGGUAGCUGAGAUGCAGGCUGCUGGAUUUAGCGCGGCCAAAAUCGAGAACCUGAUCAAACGUGGAGGGCUGCCAGACCCAGACGCACCCAACGACCCAGCCAGCAUGCGCUACUGGGCAACGUGUGGGGCGGAGAUGGUGGAUCGGCAGACUGUUUCUCAGGAGGCAGAAGCUGUCACGGCAGUGGAUCCCACGGCAGCAGGGCUGGCAGCAAUGUUGGAAAGCCACCAGGAGGCGACCCCGGGCAGCGCAGAUCAGCCGUCGCUGCAAAGCAUGCUGAACCUCCUCAAUCCUGCAGCGGCGCCAGCUACAGGUGCGGCGCCUGGCGUUGCAGGACAGUCCAAGCGCAAGGCGCCAAAGAAGAAGGCCAAGGGUACUCAGCAGCAAGGCCCGUGCUCGUGGGAGGAAGUCAGGGACACGUUGCGGGCUUUAUUGCUGAAAGAGCACAAAUCCACUGGCGUGCUCUUGGAGCUCCCGAAAUCUCACCCACUGAGAUCUGAGCUUGAACUGCUCAAGGGGCGGAUCGAGCAGAUGCUCGAUGUGCUGAAGGAUUCCACGGAGGACGGUCUCUACACGUUGAAGGGACGCAGUGAGGAUUUGAUGGACGAAGUUCGCAUGGCCCGGGCACAGGCUCGAGCAAUCAUUUCUGAGCUCAAGAAAGGUGGCAGCCAGCAAGCCAGCAAGGCUGACAAGUCUGGCUGACCAUAUGGUAGGUCACACUGAGGUGUGCCAAUUUGGGCAACAUGAGCGGCAGUGCCGCUAUAGCAUAUGUUGCCAUGGGGGCAUUUCACUUUGAGCAUCAAAUCAGCGUUGG